Gossypium raimondii (Peruvian cotton) is the source of this 2000-nucleotide messenger RNA. Its product is annotated as UDP-glucuronate 4-epimerase 3. NCBI's taxonomy places the organism in Eukaryota, Viridiplantae, Streptophyta, Magnoliopsida, Malvales, Malvaceae. The transcript has a single exon. The coding region runs from base 323 to 1636 and encodes 437 amino acids. The record is from RefSeq and is a predicted model, not a curated record.
UAGAAGAGAGACUAAAUAAACCCAAACCAACAACAAACAAACAAAACAAACAAACCCUUCCUUCCAAAGAUUCCCCAUUUCAUCACAAAAUAAAAAGAGAGCUUGCACGAGAGAAGUCCACCACCACCCCCAACCCCAAAAUCCACCCCCAAACUAAUAGACAAGAUCUCCCCUUUCCGCCUUUACCUUAGCCGUCUCCGCCGCCGCCGCCGCCGCCGCCGAAGCAGAGUUAUCCUCAAACGAUAGAUACCCAUUUCUCCAAAUCCUAAUAAUAAUAAAAAGAUAUUCCAAAGUCGACGUCUUUUUCCAAAUAACCUCAGAAAUGUCAAAACAAAUGUCUCAUCUUGACGACAUUCCAUCAACGCCGGGGAAAUUCAAGAUGGAAAAAUCGCCGUUCGUUCACAAUCGGCUGAGGUGGCAUUCCUCUCUUGCAAAGCUCACAUUUUGGUCAUUUAUCUUCUUGGGCCUGAUCUUGAUCUUCUUCUUUCGAUCUCCCUCUUCCAAUCCCCUUCCGCAAGAUCCUUCCCGACGCUCUCUCCGUACGUACAACUGGGGUGGACCCGCUUGGGAAAAAAGGGUUCGUUCCUCUGCUCGUGUCCGUUCCCACAAUGGCAUCUCCGUUUUGGUUACUGGAGCUGCCGGCUUCGUUGGAACCCACGUGUCGGCUGCUUUGAAAAGGCGCGGCGAUGGUGUUCUUGGACUUGAUAAUUUCAAUGACUAUUAUGACCCUUCACUGAAAAGAGCUCGGCAAGCACUUCUGGAACGAAGUGGGGUUUUCAUUGUGGAAGGAGAUAUCAAUGAUUCGGCUCUUUUGAGGAAGCUUUUCGAGGUUGUUGCAUUUACGCACGUUAUGCAUUUGGCUGCUCAAGCUGGGGUCAGGUAUGCAAUGGAAAACCCUGGCUCUUAUGUUCAUAGCAACAUUGCUGGUCUUGUUAGUUUACUUGAAGUUUGUAAGUCAGCCAAUCCACAGCCUGCAAUUGUGUGGGCUUCUUCUAGUUCUGUUUACGGUCUUAAUACCAAAGUUCCGUUUUCUGAGAAAGAUAGGACUGAUCAGCCUGCUAGUUUAUAUGCUGCUACUAAGAAAGCUGGUGAAGAAAUUGCACAUACUUAUAAUCAUAUAUAUGGACUUUCUUUAACUGGUUUGAGGUUUUUCACGGUUUAUGGUCCAUGGGGAAGGCCGGAUAUGGCAUAUUUCUUUUUCACUAGGGAUAUUUUGAAGGGGAAGUCCAUACCAAUAUUUGAGGCAGCUAAUCAUGGUACGGUGGCUAGGGAUUUUACCUACAUUGAUGAUAUUGUUAAAGGGUGUUUAGCAGCACUGGAUACUGCCGAGAAGAGUACCGGUAGUGGAGGGAAGAAGAAGGGUCCGGCUCAACUGAGGGUAUAUAAUUUGGGGAAUACUUCGCCUGUGCCAGUUUCAGAUCUUGUGAGUAUCUUGGAGAGGCUGUUGAAAGUUAAUGCAAAGAGGGAUAUUAUGAAGUUGCCACGAAACGGGGAUGUUCAGUUUACUCAUGCCAAUAUUAGCUUGGCUCAGAGAGAGCUUGGAUAUAAGCCCUCAACUGAUUUGCAGACUGGUUUGAAGAAAUUUGUCAGGUGGUAUCUUGGUUACUAUAAUGGUGGGAAGAAGGCUGCUGGGUAAUUCAUUCUUUGAAUUGCGGUAGGAUCCUCCAAAUUCUUGUUCAUUAUCAUUCGAAUCCUUGUUUUUAACAUUUCUCUGUUCGUUAGGAAAUUAUCGUUGUUUCAUACAUCUUUAGUGAUGCCAUCGUAUAAGGAAGGAUAUUAUGUCCUACUUGGGAGAAGUUUUGUGAUAACUGGACAUUGUUUGCUGGCCAGGCACACGUUGUAUCAAAAGAACACCAGAUUUUUUUUUUUUCAUUUUUCUGUCCCUUGAAAUGUAACUGUUGUAGUUUUUCCCUUUAGAACUUAUGAACUGAUAGAGCAUAUGUCAUUGAUAAUAAAAUUGAACUCGAUAAUAUGACCGUUGGGUUGCAUUUGGAAAUUUA